CAGCCUCCACCGCAGAAGAAGAAAGCUUGUGGUUACCUGGCAACCAAGCACGAGCGACGCGGCGCACAGGAAAAACAGUUAGCGCUAGCUGCUUAGAUAGCUGGAAACCCGUGUGAAGUAGAGUCCAGAAGAGUGCUCUCGUGAACCAGUGACUUUCUGUGACAGCCUCCCAGCAGCACUGCUAUGUCUUGGGCCUCCUGUGACAGCAACACCAGGCCAAAGUCCAUGAGCAGAGCCAAAGUUUGGACAGCCGAGGUGGAAAACCUGUACAGGUUCCAACAGGCUGGCUACAGAGAUGAACUGGAGUACAGACAAGUCAAACUAGUGGCCUUGAUCGACAAAUGGCCAGAGACUGGGUUUGUAAAGAAGCUCCAGCGUCGAGACAACACGUUUUAUUACUUCAACAGGAAAAGGGAAUGUCAGGACCAAGAUGUCCAUAAAGUCAAGAUCUAUGCGUAUUGACGUGAGCAGGACUCUGUGCUCCCGUCAACAGAGGAUGGAGCUUAGUUGUGAUGAUACAGCCACUGUCUGUCAGCUCAAACACAGCAGACACGCACACAGCUUCCUCAGUGAACCAGUGAAUAAAGGGAACUGGAACUUGAAAUCUGAGUUGGAUUUCACAGUUUCUUUUACAUUUAAUCAGAAUUGAGCGUAAUCUCGCUGCUCAAACUCCACACCUCUCCAUUUUUACAAAGGAAUAGGACACCCUGAAAUAAAAAAAAAUAAAAAAAAAUCUGUCAUUAUCUACCAAAUCCCAAGUCAUUUAUAACUCAACUAAAGUUAGCAGGACCUUCAAAUACAGUAAAUUAUUCCUGCAUGUGCAACUGGUGUAUUAUCAGAGAGGAUAAUAUAAUAUUUGAGAUCCACAGUGCAGUCAUGACAUGCUACACCACACUUGAAUCAUGCAGCACAAACUGUUUGGAGAAACUUGAUGGACAUUUUCUGUUUUUUUGUUUUUUGUUGACGCUGUAAAAAAAGAGGAGCCAUCUCGUAUUUCACUUUGGCACAAACUAUUUCAAUAAACUGGUUUUGGGAACUCA
Myripristis murdjan (pinecone soldierfish) is the source of this 1040-nucleotide messenger RNA. It is a transcript of the gene meig1, whose product is annotated as meiosis/spermiogenesis associated 1. Bases 184 to 462 code for a protein of 92 amino acids. The transcript is spliced from 3 exons. The record is from RefSeq and is a predicted model, not a curated record. Gene Ontology annotation, cellular component: nucleus. NCBI's taxonomy places the organism in Eukaryota, Metazoa, Chordata, Actinopteri, Holocentriformes, Holocentridae.